Chroicocephalus ridibundus (black-headed gull) is the source of this 2114-nucleotide messenger RNA. RefSeq names its product leucine rich repeat protein 1 (gene LRR1). NCBI's taxonomy places the organism in Eukaryota, Metazoa, Chordata, Aves, Charadriiformes, Laridae. The transcript has 4 exons. Gene Ontology annotation, biological process: signal transduction. Gene Ontology annotation, molecular function: protein binding. The record is from RefSeq and is a predicted model, not a curated record. The coding region runs from base 145 to 1404 and encodes 419 amino acids.
CCCUGCCCGGCGGCGGCGGCGGUCGGCCGGGCCCACGGCAGCCCGGCAUCGCGGCGGGCGCCUGCGCGCGGGGAGCGCGGGAGGCCCCCGGGCGGUGCCGCCCGCCCCGGAUCGGACGGUUGUCCGGCGGCGGGGCGGGCGGCGAUGCGGCUGCAGUGCGAGGUGGAGGUGGUCAGCCGGCUCCUGCCCACCUGCGGGCUGCGGGGCCGCGGCCGCGGCACCAGGGCCCUCCUCUCGCUGGGCCGCCCGCCCGGACGGGCCCGGGGCGGCGGGGUUUACCUCAUGGUGUGCACGGCGAGGGACCGGGUCGGUACUCGCUACAAGGUGCAGGAGAACAUCGAGCGGUUCUUCACCCGGUUCGUGGAGGAGGGCAAGGCCACCGUGCGCCUCCGGGAGCCCGCCGUGGACGUCUGCCUCAGCAAGGCAAAUGCCAGCAAUUUAAAGAAUUUCCUUUCAGCUGUGAGACUGGCUCACCAAGGGACUGACAUAGGAGCUCUCCCGCUCUCUGCUUUGGUACCAGCAAAGACGUCAGAAGUUGAAAAACCUAAGACCAAAAUGAUCAUAACUUCCAGAAGGGACUACCCUCUCACCAAAAACUUUCCUUACUCCCUUGAACAUCUCCAAGCCUCAUACUGCAAACUUGCUCGGAUCGACAUGCGUGUCCUUUGUUUGAAGAAACUCCAAAAACUAGACCUAAGUCAUAAUCAUAUCAAGCAGCUGCCAGCUACUAUUGGUGACCUGAUCUGUCUUCAGGAGCUUAAUUUGCACGACAAUCACCUGGAGUCCUUCAGUGGGGCUCUGUGCAACUCCACCCUGCAGAAGUCUCUUCAGUUCUUGGACCUCAGCCAAAAUAAAAUUAAAGCACUUCCAAUUCAGUUUUGCCAGCUGCGUGAACUCGUUAACCUAAAGCUCGAUGACAAUGAGUUGAUUAGGUUGCCAUUCAAGAUUGGCCAGUUAGAUCAUCUGCGCUUUCUGUCGGCAGCUCGAAACAAACUUCCGUUCUUGCCCAGUGAUUUUAGGAAACUCUGUCUUGAGAACUUGGAUCUCUUUGGAAAUCCUUUUGAACAGCCUAAUCCGCUUGUUCCCAACAUACAACUGAAAAUACCAUUGACUUUAUUAGAGUGCGCAGCAAGAGCAACUAUAAAUUACAGAAUCCCUUAUGGUUGUCAUCUCCUUCCUUCUCACCUCUGCGAAGAUCUGGAAGUGGCUAAAACAUGCCAGUGCGGCAGGGCCUGUCUGAGCAGCUUCAUUCAGAUCACGGUGACCAUGAAUCUCCAUCACGUAGCUCACACCGUGGUCCUCGUGGAUAACAUGGGAGGUACGGAAGCACCCAUCAUCUGCUACUUCUGUUCUCUAGACUGCUAUUCCCAGUUCCUGGACAGGUACCUGCAGAGUAACGGGUGACCAUUAUCGGGCGCAAGAGCUCUGCCUGAAGUUCUGUCCAGUGAUGGAGGAGCCUGAAAUUGUUUUCUGCUUGUUAAUGUCAGUCUUGCAGUGAGGGGGCACUGUCAGCCUGAUCCUGUGGCCUGAUUGUUCCUCCACCACUAGAGUCUCUCUUCGGUUGGAAUAAAGAGCGAUGCUUAGCUUGAAUGAAUCUUUCUUAGAACAUAUUUUGCUUUCUUUUUCCUAUUACUGUGACUUUGUUCGGAGUAUCAUGGCAGUUGUCUUUGCUUUGUGGCGUAAGUGGUUUCUUCUUGCUAGGAGAAGGGAGGUGAACGUGUAUCAAACUGCUUUGCUUACACUUAAGGCUCUGAACUCUGCCGACAGAAGAUGACUGCGUCGGCUUUAUCCCUGGACUGGGCUCUUCCCGACUUGUUUACUUGUAGAGCAACUUGUUAGGCUGCUACGAGAAGAAAUUACGGUGUGAGCAGUGUAAAACUGGUCAUGCAAUUCCAGGUGCUUUUUAAAAAGUUCUAUUCAAGCGUUCUCGCUUCAAGCAGGGACCAGCGUUGCUGGUUUUUUUACCCGAGCAGAUGUUUAUGGGUUUAUCUCUUUGUGAUACAAGAAGUGUCUUUUUCUAAAUAUGUGACCUAAACUUUGUUUCUUAACUCUCAUGUUUUUAAGGUUCUUGAAUUGUUCACUGUGUCACAGCUUAUUAAAUUUUGAAACCCUUC